GUACAUUUCAUAAAGAGAAGACAAACAAAGCACAUUACUCUUCUUCGAAGCCUGCAAAUCAAUCGAAGAGCCAAAAGCAACUCUCUCUCUUUCUCUAACGCUUCUUUCUCUCUUUAGUUCUGAUUAGUUUUAUUGGCUCUUUGGCGAGCUUGCAGUGCAGAUCUGCUUGUUUUGUUUUGGGAGAUUUUUAUUUGGCAGCUCCUGAUUUUUAACCAAUUUCUGCACCAAGAGAGAGACGAGACAUAAAUUUCAUAGCCUCUCCUGUGAGAGGCAUAAGUUUGUGCUUCUAUUUGAUCUUUCUGAAUUCAAUUAGAGGACAAGUUUAAAUUAUUGUAAAGACAUGACUGUCAGAACCCCAGGAACACCUGCAUCUAAGUUUGACAGGACACCAGCAACGACUCCUGGAGGCCCCAAAGCAAAGGAAGAGAAAAUUGUUGUUACUGUCCGAUUAAGACCUCUAAACAAAAAAGAGCAGUUAGCCAAAGACCAAGUAGCAUGGGAAUGUGUCGAUGAUCACACCAUUGUAUUCAAGCCACCAACUCAGGAACGUACAGCUCAAUCGAACCCUUUUACAUUUGAUAAAGUUUUUGGCCCCACUUGUUUAACUGAAACUGUAUAUGAGGAUGGAGUAAAGACUGUUGCUUUGUCUGCAUUGAUGGGUAUUAACGCAACCAUAUUUGCAUACGGGCAAACUAGCAGUGGGAAGACAUAUACUAUGAGAGGAAUAACUGAGAAAGCUGUUAAUGACAUCUAUAAGCAUAUAAUGAACACCCCAGAGAGAGAUUUUACAAUUAAGAUUUCUGGACUGGAAAUUUAUAAUGAAAAUGUUAGGGACCUGCUUAAUUCAGAAUCUGGUCGAAAUCUCAAGCUUCUAGAUGAUCCAGAGAAAGGUACCGUGGUUGAGAAGUUGGUAGAAGAAACAGCAAGUAAUGAUCAGCAUUUAAGGCAUCUGAUCGGUAUUUGUGAAGCCCAAAGGCAAGUUGGUGAAACUGCCCUUAAUGAUACCAGCUCACGAUCACACCAAAUUAUAAGGCUGACAAUAGAAAGUACUCUCCGCGAAAAUUCAGAUUGUGUGAGAUCUUUCGUUGCAAGCCUGAAUUUUGUAGACCUCGCUGGAAGUGAAAGAGCCUCACAGACACAUGCAGACGGAGCCAGGCUUAGAGAAGGUUGCCACAUUAAUCUUAGUUUGAUGACUCUGACAACAGUGAUUAGAAAGCUCAGUGUUGGGAAAAGAAGUGGUCAUAUACCAUACCGGGACUCGAAGCUUACUCGCAUAUUGCAGCAUUCACUUGGUGGAAAUGCCCGUACUGCUAUCAUAUGUACCUUAAGUCCAGCGCUCAGCCAUGUUGAACAAUCUAGAAACACCCUCUUCUUUGCCACACGAGCAAAAGAAGUCACUAACAAUGCCCAUGUCAACAUGGUUGUAUCAGACAAGCAACUGGUAAAACAUCUACAGAAGGAAGUAGCCAGGCUGGAAGCAGAGCUGCGCACUCCUGAACCUUCAAAGGAGAAAGACUUGAUAAUCCAACAGAUGGAGAUGGAAAUUGAAGAACUGAGACGUCAGAGAGAUCAGGCACAAUCUCAAGUGGAUGAGUUGCGGAGAAAACUUCAAGAGGACCAAGAGGCUUUGAGCGCAUCAGAAUCACCGCGUCCAUCAGUGAAGAAGUGUCUCUCCUAUUCUGAUGCAUUGUUGCCAAAACUUGACAACAAAGAGUUAAGCCGUGGUGAUAGAACAAGAAAAACUAUGCUAAGGCAGUCUAUGAGACAAUCAUCGGCUGCACCUUUUACUCUAAUGCAUGAAAUCCGCAAACUUGAACAUCUUCAGGAGCAACUUGGAGAAGAAGCUAAUAGAGCUUUAGAAGUUCUGCAAAAGGAGGUUGCUUGUCAUAGACUAGGUAACCAAGAUGCAGCAGAGACAAUUGCUAAACUGCAAGCAGAAAUAAGAGAAAUGCGUUCUGUUCCACCAGUCCCCAAAGAAGUAGAAAUUGGAAGUGUUGUAGCCCCUAACAAAAGUGUUAGUGCCAACCUCAAAGACGAGAUAACAAGACUUCAUUCACAGGGCAGUACUAUUGCAGAUCUUGAAGAGCAAUUGGAAAAUGUGCAGAAGUCCAUAGACAAAUUGGUAAUGUCUCUUCCAAGCAAUAAUUCACAAUCAACCGGUGAAGUAACAUCCAAAGCUAAAAAUCAACAGAAGAAGAAAAAGAUACUUCCAUUGGCUUCAAGUAAUGGUGCCAAUAGGCAAAACUUUAUAAGAUCUCCCUGCUCACCUCUAUCAACCUCCAAGCAAAUUUUGGAAAACGACAUUGAAAAUCGAGCACCAGAAAAUGAAGACAUUGUUUCCUGUGAGACCCUACCAGAGUAUGAGAAAGAGACUCCUACAAAGAGUGAAGAAGGUGGAGAUGUCUCAUCGAAGGAAGGCACUCCAGGCUACCGACGUUCUAGUUCAGUUAAUAUGAAGAAAAUGCAAAAGAUGUUUCAAAAUGCGGCCGAGGAGAAUGUAAGAAGCAUAAGAGCAUAUGUAACUGAACUGAAAGAACGUGUUGCCAAAUUGCAAUACCAAAAGCAGCUGCUUGUUUGCCAGGUUCUUGAGCUGGAAGCAAAUGAAGCAGCUGGGUACAAUAUUGAAGAUGAGGAGAACAUAAAUGAGCCAGCAGAGCCUCAAGUUUCCUGGCAAGUAACUUUCAGGGAGCAGAGGCAGCAGAUCAUUGAAUUAUGGGAUGUGUGCUAUGUAUCCAUCAUCCAUAGGACACAGUUUUACUUGCUGUUCAAAGGGGAUCCUGCUGAUCAGAUAUACAUGGAAGUUGAGCUUAGGCGCUUGACUUGGUUGCAGGACCAUUUGGCAGAAAUUGGCAAUACAAGUCCAGCUCGCGCUGGUGAUGAGCCUACAAUAUCUCUAUCAUCAUGUAUUAGAGCAUUGAGACGUGAAAGGGAGUUCCUAGCAAAAAGGUUAACCUCACGUUUAACUGUGGAAGAGAGAGAUGCACUGUACAUGAAAUGGGAUGUUCCACUUGAGGGAAAGCAGAGGAAGCUGCAGUUUGUGAACAAACUAUGGACAAAUCCUAAUGAUGCAAGGCAUGUACAAGAGAGUGCUGAGAUAGUGGCAAAGCUUGUAGGUUUUUGUGAGGGAGGCAAUAUGUCAAAGGAGAUGUUUGAGCUCAAUUUUGCACUACCAACAGAUAAGAGACCAUGGAUUAUGGGAUGGAACCCAAUUUCAAACCUUCUACAUUUGUAAGAACUACAUGCCAUUAUUUGUUUGUAAGUAGUUGUUCGUUUUCCUAUUUCUGUACAUGUAAAUGAAUUUUUGGAGUUUUCUCUCCAAGCAUUCUAAUUUAUAUUUCUUUCGGUUAAGUUGUGGUGUGACCGAUUGUGCACACUCUGCAUGAAGAGAAGAUGGUUCUAGACUUUGGAUAGUAUCUUCACAUUUCAAUAAUAGGGUUUUUCCUUUAUAAA
Messenger RNA from Jatropha curcas, 3450 nucleotides. It is a transcript of the gene HIK, whose product is annotated as ATP binding microtubule motor family protein. NCBI's taxonomy places the organism in Eukaryota, Viridiplantae, Streptophyta, Magnoliopsida, Malpighiales, Euphorbiaceae. The record is from RefSeq and is a predicted model, not a curated record. Gene Ontology annotation, biological process: microtubule-based movement. Gene Ontology annotation, molecular function: ATP binding; microtubule binding; microtubule motor activity.